CAAUUCUGUUUUGACAUUUCCUCUUCCUCAAGUUUAUAUACAUCAUUGUACAUGUCAACAAUUAACUAGACUUGUAAUAUCAAGGAAAACAAGGGCUAAUUAAACCAUGUCCUCCUACCAAUGCACCAACUACCUAUAUUUUGUAUAAAUAGAAAAAGACGUGCACAAAUUUUCACUUGUUUCCUAGUACCUUCCUCUUCCUCCACGAGAUAAAUAAAAUAUACAAGACCCCACUAUUACUUUUCUCAUAUUCCUCAAAUUAAAUACCCCAUCUCAACCUCAUAACACAACAUUUUUCCAACAAACGAAAGAAAACAUCCCCUCUGUAAUUAGUUAUGGUUCCAACUCACCAAAGUGAUCUACCUCUUAAUGAGAACGACUCACAAGAGAUGGUAUUAUACGAAGUCCUCAAUGAAGCUAAUAACCUCCACAUCCCAUAUUUGCCUCAAAGAAACCAAUUGAUACCUAGAAAUAAUCAUAUCCUUCGUCCAUCACAAACCAUAGGCAAGAAAUACAGAGGCGUUCGACGUCGCCCGUGGGGGAAAUACGCAGCUGAAAUUCGAGAUUCCGCUCGACAUGGUGCGAGAGUAUGGCUAGGCACGUUUGAAACGGCCGAAGAAGCUGCUUUGGCUUAUGAUAGAGCGGCUUUUAGAAUGCGUGGUGCUAAGGCACUACUUAAUUUCCCAUCUGAAAUAGUCACAUCAUCUGUUUCAGUAGAUAAAUUAAGUUUGUGCUCAAACAGUUACACUACUAAUAGUUCAAAUUCGAAUUCAAAUGAAGUUUCAAGUGGAGAGAAUGUAUUUAAAUCAAGAAUUUCAAAUCAGUUUUCUCAAGACGUUAAGACAGAAUUGUGCAUGGAGAAUUUCUUGGCGCUCUGAAUAAAUUGCUCGAUCCAUGUUAAAUUAUUGUUCUAGGAGGUUACAGUGUGUUGACACAUCAAGCAUAAUUUAGAUGUGUUAGAAUAUAUCUGUUAGAUAUAUCAAUCUAUUCUGGGUUUUACUUUUACAUUAUAUGCAUGCUUGUAUUUCCUUUUAUUUUCUUCUUGAAUAGUUUGUAGCGAUGCACGCUAUAAUCAUGUGUAAAAAGAUUGCUUAGGAUAAUUAGCACGUUUAUAAAUUGUAAUAUACACAUUCUAUUUUCUA
Molecule: messenger RNA, 1142 nt
Organism: Capsicum annuum
Lineage: Eukaryota; Viridiplantae; Streptophyta; Magnoliopsida; Solanales; Solanaceae
Product: pathogenesis-related genes transcriptional activator PTI5
Exons: 1
Coding region: 336-878 (180 amino acids)
Biological process (GO): ethylene-activated signaling pathway; regulation of DNA-templated transcription
Molecular function (GO): DNA binding; DNA-binding transcription factor activity
Source: RefSeq, a predicted model, not a curated record